Messenger RNA from Sycon ciliatum, 2124 nucleotides. RefSeq names its product protein downstream neighbor of Son-like. NCBI's taxonomy places the organism in Eukaryota, Metazoa, Porifera, Calcarea, Leucosolenida, Sycettidae. The coding region runs from base 175 to 1596 and encodes 473 amino acids. Gene Ontology annotation, cellular component: nucleus. Gene Ontology annotation, biological process: nuclear DNA replication. The record is from RefSeq and is a predicted model, not a curated record. The transcript has 8 exons.
CGAGCAGAGGGAGCUCCGGAGCUGAGUGAGGAGGCAGAUCGUGUGCAUGGAGUAGAGUUCGAGUUUGCCAUAUGGCUGAGUGACUUAUUCUUCUCCUCUCCUUGCUUGAAGUCAACAAAGGAAAAGUCUAAAGAAUUGGGUAGCUGUGUAAUCUCACGUUUUGUCGCAUCAAGUAUGGACGCGGAGUCGUUACUUUCGCCUCGUAAUCCCCAUCGUUCUGUCCACAUUCGUAAAAAGCGAAAAUCAACAUCGUGUCAACCUCUCCAGCCGUCAUCGAAGGAGAACAUUCCCCCGUAUCUUCACAAUGCUGUGCAAAAGAAACGAAAGGUGCCUGAUUCCGGCCUGUCUGAAAGAAGCAUUCUAGCACGUUCACCACUGGACUCCAUCACCAAUGAGGCUCGCGUGCAGCCGGUUGCUGGUGUGUCACAUGCAACCUUGCCGCAAGAUUGGAGCCUUAAGAAUAGUGUUCGCUUUACAUCUACCAGCUCUUUUGCGUGGGCGGACAUGGUGAAGAGCGGACGGAGCAAUGAAACUGCGGCCGGUCUCACAGAUUUUGUUCGGCACUCUCACGCAGAGGAGACAGUGCCCGAAAUCGUUUCCGUUGACGAGGCGAGCUCCGACCUCCGUCGGACCAUUCAACGGCACACGAUGCUCUGGAUGCACCCUUCGUUGCCUUGGCUACAGCUCUUUCCGCGCACCCUGCUUGACGGCAAGAUUUCCGGCCAGGCUGCAUCGCCGUUGUCUGUGUCGAUGCUGCUACAACCGGUGAUGCAGACAGCGCUGCAAGAUGCCUGGCUGGAAAGCUUUACAUCAACGUAUCAACUGCUUCGCAAUGGUCACUCGCCCUACUUUUACGUCUGUGCUUCCCAAAUGACUCUGCUGUUCCGCUCCAAGUCCGAGAAAGCAGCGGGCCCGCCGAAAGUCGAAAUCCUGAUCUCACCGACGACAAAAGGUUUCCGUGAUGCUCUGACUUCUGAGGAUGUUUGCUUUUCCAUGCCCCUCCACUCUCAGCGAAGUGACCAGGACGCACCCGAGUCGCCAACCGGCUCGCCGAAGGAAAGCAAGUCUGAAUGGCUUGAGAGCAUUGGCCUGUCGGUGGACAACUUCCCGUCCUUGCAGGACCACCAUGUGUUCAUACAAGAAGCAAGAUCUCACCGACACGACUUCCGUCCGGAGUCACUCAUCCUCAUCGAAGGCUCGUCAAGCCAAGCUUUCUUCAACUACGUCCUGUGUAACAGCGGUCAGCUUGUUGCUAGCACCGGCUCUCAAACUGGCUUGCCACCGACAAUUCUUUGUCCGGUGGCGUUCUCCGGAGCAACACUACAUCCGCUCAAGGUGGAAGUGUCGACACUGCGAGUAGCGGGUCGUGACGGCUCGUCCACGCACCACAGCCUGGAAGUGAGUGGCGCCGUGCUGCCUCAUCACGUGCAGACACUGUGCGCAUUGCUGCAAGCGUGCCAGGGCGAUCUGCAUCUGACGACCAACGUGCACGAGCCGACUGCCGCGUUCAACUCACUGCCAGAUGGGCAGUCGGUCACCUUCCGGAAGGUCUCUGCUCGCGAGGGUGGUGACAUGCCCUGGACCGUGAUGCAGUGACUCUCUGAACAUAGAGCACUGUCUUCAUACCUGGCAUGCAUUCCUUUUCAAUGGAGACAUUCCCUAAUGGACUUGAGCAUCGUGCAACCGGUGUAGUAGGGGUAUUUAGUAUUUGCUAUUUGACAAUGGUGUUUCUCGGCUUGUUCUUCGACGUGCUUGCAUUGUUACAAUAUGUCAUGUUCUUGUUGCUGGUCUGACUUACUAAGUUGCUAGUGUUAGGUAUCUCUCAUUUUGCGAGUGGAUUAUCUAUUAUUUAUUGACCACCUGUAGCCUGUUGAACUGACUUAGGUUUUCACACUUUCUCUGCUCGUUCAUUGUUAAUUUUACAAUGAAUGAUAGAAAUACUAACAGAUAUCUGUCACCCUACACUUGCAAGCAUCUCGCUAUUUGCCUAUGCAUUCACGGCCUACAACCUCUCUUUUUACGCACAUCAGACAUGCACCUCCAAAUGUGGUGUGGUUGAUUCAAUUCUCUGAUUCCUGGUUGCACAAAGUCGCGCGGAGCACCCGCUGCAAAACACAAGCCAAA